AUGCUUCAAUGGAAAGGAAAAGGGAAAGAAAAGGCUACAGAGAUUGUAGAGGACUCUUCGGACUCGGCUUCUACCUCCGACGUCGAUUCAGAUACGUCUAGUUCAUGUAGUUCGGACAGUGAACCUGUCACACAAGAAUAUCUCGAUUCUUUACUUGAAAAAGCCAGGAAAAAUGCUCUAUCACUGUCUCGUGAGCCGACAAAUUCUGUGGAUAUCUUACAAGGGGAUGUAGUAGAGCUAGAUGACGAACCCGGCAACCAGAUAUUACCUCUCCUCGACCCCGGAAACAUUCCCAAGCCCUAUUUCGAAUUUGAUGAAUCAAGGCAUAAUCGACCGACGGCCAUACGCGACCCCGAUAUCGAACUUGCUGAGAAAUCCUCAUCCGUACCCGCACCUCCUAUACCACCCCCAGAACUGACCAAAGGUGGGAAAGUACUGACAAAAAAGCAACGUAAAGCGUUAAAACAGCGAACUGCAGGGCCGGGAUGGUUUGACAUGCCUGCUCCAGCAGAAGCAGACCUUCCGCGACUCUACCGCGAGGUGGAAGCAAUGCGUCUGCGUAAUUAUAUGGACCCCAAGCGCUUCUAUCGUAAAGACGAAGGAGAAGGGAAAGGCAUCAAAGGCCUGCCGAAACAUUUUGCCAUUGGUACUAUUGUUACUGCAAACACACCAUUUGGAGGCGGCAGUUCGGAUAAUCUUACAAGGGCGAACCGUAAGAGGACUUUGGUGGACGAGUUGGUGGAUGACGCCGAGGCGAAACGUUAUGCGAAAAAGAAGUUUGAGGACUUGCAGAGCGUCCGGGGUGCACGAGGGAAGAACACCUUGCAGGCCAAGAAGCGGCAGAAAUGGUGA
Guyanagaster necrorhizus is the source of this 852-nucleotide messenger RNA. Its product is annotated as Fcf2-domain-containing protein. The coding region runs from base 1 to 852 and encodes 283 amino acids. Gene Ontology annotation, molecular function: RNA binding. NCBI's taxonomy places the organism in Eukaryota, Fungi, Basidiomycota, Agaricomycetes, Agaricales, Physalacriaceae. Gene Ontology annotation, cellular component: nucleolus. Gene Ontology annotation, biological process: RNA processing. The transcript is spliced from 5 exons. The record is from RefSeq and is a predicted model, not a curated record.